Messenger RNA from Mastomys coucha (southern multimammate mouse), 5697 nucleotides. RefSeq names its product desmoglein 2 (gene Dsg2). Gene Ontology annotation, biological process: homophilic cell-cell adhesion. The transcript has 15 exons. Bases 209 to 3577 code for a protein of 1122 amino acids. The record is from RefSeq and is a predicted model, not a curated record. Gene Ontology annotation, cellular component: plasma membrane; desmosome. Gene Ontology annotation, molecular function: calcium ion binding. Lineage: Eukaryota; Metazoa; Chordata; Mammalia; Rodentia; Muridae.
ACUGCCUCGCACCUCCCCGCGGAGCGAGCGCACUCCCCUCCUCCAGGCUGCGGCCGGGCCCACGGCUACCCUUUCCGACCCGGCCACACCUGGAACCGCACCCCGGGCCGGGCAGAGGAGGAGAAGGGCGGCCCUGGGAGGGACCUGGCCAGGAGAAUCCGUGGGGCGCCGACGAGGCCCGGAGGCGAGGGCGCGGCGGAGCGAGGCGAUGGCGCGGAGCCCGGGCGGCCGGUGCGCCCUGCUGCUGCUGGUGCAGCUGCUGGCGGUGGUCUGCUUGGACUUUGGAAAUGGACUUCAUUUAGAGGUCUUCAGCACAAGAAGUGAAAGCAAACUGUUCCCUAAGCACACACACUUGGUUCGUCAAAAAAGAGCCUGGAUCACUGCCCCUGUAGCUCUUCGGGAGGGAGAAGACCUUUCCAGAAAGAACCCAAUUGCCAAGAUACACUCUGACCUUGCAGAAGAAAAAGGGAUAAAGAUCACCUACAAGUACACUGGGAAGGGAAUUACGCAGCCACCUUUUGGUAUAUUCGUCUUCGACAGAAACACGGGAGCGCUGAACAUCACCAGCAUUCUCGACAGGGAAGAAACACCAUUUUUUCUGCUGACAGGCUACGCCUUGGACUCCAGUGGAAACAACUUAGAGAAGCCCUUAGAACUACGCAUCAAAGUUCUGGACAUCAAUGACAACGAGCCAGUGUUCACCCAGGAGGUCUUUGUUGGGUCCAUUGAGGAAUUGAGUGCAGCACAUACACUUGUGAUGAGAAUCACUGCAACGGACGCAGACGAUCCGGAGACCCUGAAUUCUAAAGUCUCCUACAGAAUUGUCUCUCAGGAGCCUGCCAAUACUCCUGUGUUCUACCUAAAUAAAGACACGGGGGAGAUCUAUACGACCAGUUUUAUUUUGGACAGAGAGGAAUACAGCAGCUAUUCCUUGACGGUGGAAGCAAGAGAUGGUAACGGGCAGAUAACAGAUAAACCAGUGCAACAGGCUCAAGUUCAGAUUCGUAUACUGGAUGUCAAUGACAAUAUACCUGUGGUGGAAAAUGAAAUGUAUGAGGUGACAGUGGAAGAAAACCAGGUAAAUGUAGAAGUCAUGCGGAUCAAAGUGACCGAUGCAGAUGAAGUGGGCUCCGAUAACUGGCUGGCAAACUUUACAUUUGUAUCAGGAAAUGAAGGGGGCUAUUUCCACAUUGAAACUGACACAAAGACUAAUGAAGGGAUUGUGACCCUUGUCAAGGAAGUAGACUAUGAAGAAAUGAAGAAGCUAGACUUGAGUAUCCUUGUCACUAACAAAGCAGCUUUCCACAAGUCCAUUAUGAGCAAGUACAAGGCCACGCCCAUUCCCAUCACUGUCAAGGUCCAGAACGUGAUUGAAGGCAUUCAAUUCAAAAGCAGUAAAGUCUCUGUCCGAGCUAGUGAGGCCAUGGAUAGAUCCAGCCUCAGUCGGCCGAUUGGAAAAUUUCAAGUUUUUGAUGAAGACACUGGACAAGCUGCUAAAGUAACAUACGUAAAAGUGCAAGACGUUGACAACUGGGUCUCUGUGGACUCCAUCACUUCAGAGAUUAAGCUUGUAAAGAUUCCUGACUUUGAAUCUAGAUAUGUCCAAAAUGGUACCUACACUGUAAAGGUUGUGGCUAUAUCUAAAGAUCAUCCUCAAAAAACCAUCACUGGCACCAUCGUUAUCACUGUUGAAGACACCAACGACAAUUGUCCCAUACUGGUGGACUCAGUACGGAGUGUCUGUGAGGAUGAACCAUACGUGAAUGUCACUGCAGAGGAUUUGGAUGGGCCCCAGAACAGUGGGCCAUUCAGCUUCUCCAUCAUUGACCAGCCUCCAGGAACAGCACAGAAGUGGAAAAUAACCCGCCAAGAAAGUACCAGUGUGUUGCUGCAGCAAAGCGAGCGGAAGCUCGGGAGAAGUGAGAUUCCCUUCCUCAUUUCCGACAGCCAGGGCUACAGCUGCCCGGAGAAGCAGGUCCUUCAGCUCACCGUGUGCGAGUGUCUGAAGGGUGGUGGCUGUGCGGCCGCACAGUAUGACAACUACGUCGGGUUGGGCCCUGCAGCGAUCGCUCUCAUGAUUCUGGCACUCCUGCUCCUGCUCCUGGUGCCGCUCUUGUUGUUGAUAUGCCAUUGCGGAGAGGGCGCCAAAGGCUUCACCCCCAUUCCUGGGACCAUAGAGAUGCUGCAUCCUUGGAAUAAUGAAGGGGCACCCCCUGAGGACAAGGUGGUGCCAUCGCUUCUGGUAACUGAUCGUGCAGAGAGCCCAGCAGUGAGAGGCGUCGUAGGAGGUGCAAUGCCCAAGGAAGGUGUGGUGAGAGGCAGUAGCUCAGCUUCUGUUAUCAAAGGGCAGCAUGAGCUGUCUGAGGUUGACGGAAGAUGGGAAGAACACAGAAGCCUCCUCACUGUUGGGGCCACUCACCAUGUAAAGACAUCAGGAGCCAUCGCUACCACUGAAACCACAAGGACAACAAGAGCCACAGGGGCUUCCAGAGACAUGAAUGGGGCUCGAGGAGCUGUUGCCAUGAAUGAGGAAUUCUUAAGAAGUUACUUCACAGAGAAAGCGGCCUCCUACGCUGGGGAAGACGACAUUCACAUGGCCAAAGACUGCCUUCUCAUUUACUCUCAGGAAGACACGGACUCUCUCCGAGGCUCCGUAGGGUGUUGCAGUUUUAUCGAUGGAGAGCUCGAUGACCUGUUCUUGGAUGACCUGGGGCUUAAAUUCAAGACCCUAGCUGAAGUUUGCCUAGGUCAAAAGAUCGAUAUGGAUGUGGACACUGAACAGAGGCAAAAGCCAGUCAAAAAAGCAAGCGUGAGCGAAGCUCCUGGCUCACACUACGAGCAAGUAACGACCAGCUCGGAGAGCACGUACUCCUCUAAUAGUGGCUUCCCAGCCCCCAGACCUCUGCAUGAGGCGCACACAGAGAAAGUCACGCAGGAAAUUCUCACUGAGAGUUCUGUGUCUUCCAGGCAGAGGCAGAAGGCAGGACCACCACCUGAUCCUGUGGCUUCCGGUAAUAUUGUAGUGACGGAAACUUCCUAUGCCACAGGCUCAGUGGUGCCACCCAGCACUGUGAUCCUGGCUCCCAGACAGCCACAGAGCCUUAUUGUGACAGAGAGGGUGUAUGCUCCCGCCUCCACCUUGGUGGAUCAGCAGUAUGCCAAUGAAGAGAAUGUCCUCGUUACCGAACGAGUGAUCCAGCCUAAUGGGGGCAUCCCUAAGCCCCUUGAGGUCACCCAGCAUCUGAAAGAUGCACAGUACGUUAUGGUGAGGGAAAGAGAGAGCAUCCUUGCUCCCAGCUCAGGCGUGCAACCUACUCUGGCAAUGCCCAGCGUGGCAGCAGGAGGACAGAAUGUCACCGUGACAGAAAUACUGACUCCUGCUUCCACUCUGCAGUCCAGUUACCAGAUUCCCAGUGAAACCUCCGUCAAGGCUAGGAAGACCAUGCUCUCUAGCGUGGGAGGCAUGGGCCCUGUGCCCAGUUUAGAUCUAGAGGAAUCUGGUCAUCCCAAUUCUACUAUAACCACAUCUUCCACCAGGGUCACCAAGCAUAGCACCGUGCAACAUUCUUACUCCUAAAGAGAAGCCAGCCGCAGUCUGAUCCUGAGCUUAACUAGCUUUCACUGGAUGUGUGUGGCCAUGCCCCUAUUGUUCUAUGAGCCACACAAAGACUUGCACAUUGGGAAAACUCUUUGACAUGCCAAAGACACUGUGUCUCAGGUAGGGCUGUAUAAUAAUGCGCUGUGAUUAUUUGGGGGAUGGAGUUAAGAUGCUAGUAAGUGCCUUUUAGUGCACUGUGCAAGCAAUCCUCACAAAUGGGACACAUAAAACUGAGUUCCAAGAACUUACCAAAUUAAAGCAGAGGACCUAAUUCAUCUGAUCAAGAAGGAUGGGUCUUUGCUAUUCAGCAGGGAUAGUUCUACCCCUUAUAUUACAGGACCACACAGGUUAUAGAUACCAAAUAGCACAUCCUCCCAGAGACACAGCUCCACUCUGGGCCUUCAUCUCCAGUUUCUGGUUCACUUUAACACUGGAACCCUGAGUAUACCACUGGAGCCCUUUCUAAUUGUGUAAAGUUGACAGAGUUUAGAACACUUUCAGGAUAAGAAUACAUAUUGUGUGUUUCUCUGCACAUAGCAUAAUCCUGUGAGCUUAAAAAAUGACUUCAUAUUUAUCCUUAUUUAUCAAAGGUCAUUAAAAUGUUUAGCAUUUCAAAUUAGUUUUAUAAUCCAGGAUAGCCAAGUGUGAUAGUGCAGGCCUUUAGUCCAGAACUCAAGAGGCAGGCAAAUCUCUCUGGGUUCUAGGCCAACUUGGUUUAUAUAAAGGGUUCCAGGACAGCCAGAGCUACAUAGAAAAACCCUGUCUCAAAACACAAAACAAACAACAGCAAAUACUAGCAAUAAUCCAGGAUAAAAUGCCUAGUGAACUUUUCUGUAAUGUGAUAGUACACUAUGAAGAAAAAGCUCAUCGUAUAUUUGUUUCUUAGCUACAAGUUAAUGCACUGAGGGGUUGAACAAAUGACCAAGUGGUUAAGAGCACAUUACUGUUCUUGCAGAGAACCCUACUACAGUUUCUGAUGUCCACAUACUGUGGUUCAAGGCUUGCAACCACCUCUAAUUCCAACUCAGGGGAUCUGAUGAUCUCUAAUGGACUCCAAAGACAUUGCACUCACAGUGGAGUGUGGUUAGUGAGCAGCCAUAUUCCACUCUUCCAUCCUCAGUGCCUCUCACAGCCGCCAUAUUCCCCUCUUGCCAUUGACUGCCUUCCAUCCUCAGUGCCUCUCACAGGACCCAAGCCAGUAUCUACGGAUCAAGAUAAGUUCCAUAAACCACUCUUUUACGAUUAGUCAAAUAUCAAGAAGACUCAGUAGUUCAAUAAUUAUGAAUUAUGAAUUUUACCACCUUCAUAUCUGAAAGUAAUUGGCUAGUCAUGACUUGAUAUACAUGAAGUAAAUAUUUUAUCAUAAAAACCCUUGAGUAAUUAGUCCAAUUUCACUCAACUUCCUUGCCUUGAUUCUUUAAGGAAGUUGUUGUUUGGAUUUUAUAGAACAUCAAUGGAAAGUAUUAUAUAAUAAAAAUUUGUUCCUAAAAAUAAUGUUUCAAAACCUAUGUAUAUAUCAGUCAUAAUUUAUAUUUAUGUUUCCCACCCCCCCCCCAAAAAAAUGUUGAAAACCAUCAAAUUUCUGGAUAUUUUGCUAGGAAAAUGAAAUUCUACUCAUAUUUUUGUAAACUUUUUUAAAAAUGUUGUUUACAUGAAUUGUGUUGUGAAAAAAAAUGUUAUACUGUGCACCUUAACUGUGAUGCAUGAAGUGGUUUUAUGCAUGGUCUGCUCUGUGGGACAGAGGUCACCUUAUUCCUAGGAUCUGGAAUUGUUUACUUUCUACAAAGUAAGCUUUGUGGGGAUCUUGCUUUCAUUUCCUUUGUAGCUGAUGUUAUCUUACCAAGUGUGCAGCAGGAAUCACACUACAGUGUGGAGUUAUAAAUACAUCCCAUGUGCUAAAAAGAAAAGCUAGAACUCAAGCUUGAGCUCCCUCUGUGGGUGGGUGUGAGGCGCCACUGCUCUUUUGUACAGGGUAUGAUCUUUCUUGUUCCUCAAACGGUGAUUUGCAUUAGUUUUUACAUUUGUUUCUUGGAGGGGGGAUUACAUUUGUGUGUGUAUCCAUGUAAAAUAUUUUAAUAAAAAGUCCACCGUCCUUCAGA